AUGAUUCAGAAGAACAAGAUAUCGAUAGAAGCUCUUUCCCAACUCCUCGUAGAUGGUUCAACAGAGAUCGAGAAGCAGGACAUGAUCUCAUUUUCAAAGAUUACUUUACAGAUGAGUCAGUGUAUAAUGCUGAUAUUUUUCGACGAGAUUUCGAAUGAGAAGACACGUGGGGUGGAUGCAACUGGGGGAAGAGACUUGUCACCACUGCAAAAAUACACUGCUGCGAUACGGAUGCUAGCAUAUGGCGUAGUAGUUGAUGCUGCUGAUGAUUAUGUGCACAUAGGCGAGAGCACCACUAUUGAAUGCUUGGAAAAAUUUGUUGAAGGUAUCAUUUCGGUGUUCGAAGAUGAAUACUUGCGAAAAUCAAAUUCAAAUGAUGUAUGA
Molecule: messenger RNA, 384 nt
Organism: Arachis ipaensis
Lineage: Eukaryota; Viridiplantae; Streptophyta; Magnoliopsida; Fabales; Fabaceae
Source: RefSeq, a predicted model, not a curated record